Molecule: messenger RNA, 4050 nt
Organism: Racocetra fulgida
Lineage: Eukaryota; Fungi; Glomeromycota; Glomeromycetes; Diversisporales; Gigasporaceae
Source: the annotation of a GenBank genome assembly
AUGAGAGAUGGCACACCUUAUCCUUUCAAAACUAAAAAAGGAGUUUGCAAAAGUAUAGUUCAAUACUGCGAAAAGAAACCGGCAGUAAGAAAUAACGAAGAGCAAAAUUUAGUAGGCUACAUUCUUUUUGAUUGUGACAAGUUUAGUGCCGUGUUAAACCCUAAUCAUAAACCUACCGGCAAAAAAGAAAAAGUGGAAAUGUGCGAAAAAUGCUAUCAAGGAGCAAAGAAAACCAAGUGUCCUAUUUGUAAAGACCGAAAACACAAAAAGGUUAUUCAAACAGGAGUUAAAUAUCCCUUUAAAAAACUUUGCGAUGAUUGUAAAGAAAAAUUAGGAGAUGAUGAGAAUGACGAAGAUUACGAGACGGAAGAAAACGAAACUGUAACCCAAUCGAACUCUUUUAUUCAAAUCACCCGUAAUGGCAAAACUAUUACUAUUGUAAACGGCAAAAGACCGAUGGAAGUAUUUAAUGAAGAACAAGAAAGAUUGAUAAAAAACUACCUUUUGGCUUUUUAUGAGGAACUAUUAGAGGAAGUAAAUAAAAGAAUAGAAGAGGGAAAAAUUAAAUGGACUUUUUAUCAAAAAACCGACAUAGAAAAAGUUUAUGAUCCUGCUUGCGGAGUUGGGGCAUUAUUAUACACUUUUCGUAAAUAUAAACCCGAUUGUGAAAUUUACGGGCAAGAAAUAGAGCAUGAAAGUGUUUUAUUAGCCCGAGGAGGACAGCCAGAACCAACUAACGGCCAAAUAACAGAAAGAUCAGGCAUUCCCAGAGAGCAAAGAAAAGGCAAAAUAAAAUACGGAAAUACUUUAGAAAGCGAUGGAUUUAAAAGACAAUUCCAUAUAGUACUCUGCAAUCCGCCUUUUAAUCAACUUUUUAAAGAAGAAAUACACGGAACCAAAGAUGGUAAUAUUGCGCUGGUAAAGCAUAAUUACCUAGAAGCAGUAUUUUUUGACUUUAUUCACAAAGAUAGCAGCACGGGAAAUGCCUUUGAUAACGCUCAAUUAGACACUUGCGUCCUACUAUUACGAAAAAACAGAGAGGAUAAGGAAAAUAUUUACUUUAUUAAUUGUGCGGGAAAGACUAAAGAGCAGAUAAUAGCCGAAUAUAAAAGCGAAAAUAAGGAAAAAGUAAGUAGGAAGAGACUAAAAGAACAUGACUAUUGCUUUAUCAAAUACAUUUUAGAGAGAUUAGAUGAACCAAAGGGAGAAGCAAUUGGCCAAUAUUUUCGCAAAAUAAGUAGCCGUAACUUAAAAGAAACUGAUAAAACUAGUCCAGCCAUUAAAUUGGCAACUAAAUUAUUCGAAAAAAAUAGGGAGCCAAUUGCCCAAUUAGUAAAAGAAAUGGAAAAUACUUCCGGAGGAAAGAAACUAAAUGAGGAAGAAAUUACUGAAAACAAAAAGCGGAUGAGAAUGCUGAUUAAUUAUUUAGAACAAAAUGAACCGACUAUGCGGAAAUUUUACUAUGGGUCAGUAAUUAAAGAAUUGAGAAUUAAAGAGUUUUUAGAGUGGAAAACUGCCACUACUUCCGUUCCGGCAGCCAAAUUAGAAAAAACUAACCGCCACCUAAAAAAAGAAAAUGGUGAAUUAAAAGAAAAGUUGACUAAUUUAACCCAGCAAUGGCAGGAAACAAAAACUAAAUUAGCCAGUGCGCUGAACUCUAUUCACGAUUUACAGAACGAAAGAGAGCAAGAUAUAAAAGCCCGUUUUGCUACCGCCCAAAAAGAAUUAGAGGAAGAAAACGCCCAACUUCAAGCCCAAAUUGAGGAAUUGGCAAAGCGACCCACAGCUGACGAAGUAGCCCAGCAGCAAGAGAAGGCGUCCGGUUAUAACAAUCUAAAAAAUGAAGUAGAAACUCUCCAAAAUAAACUCAUAGAUUUAGAACCCGAAUUAGACGAAACAAAGCAAAAUUUAACUUCGGCUAACGGCCAAGUUAACACUUAUGAAGGAUUAUUAAAUAAACGAGAGCAAGAAAUAAUUGACUUAAAAAAACAAUUAGCGGACCUAACUAAUGCUAACCAGGAAAAUUUGGACAAAACUAAUGAUUUGCUAAAUCAACAAACCGACCAACAGCGGCUUCUAACUAAUGAGCAAAAAAAAACUCAAUCUUUACAGGCUAAAUGUAAAAGUUUACGGGUUGACCGCGACCAGCAAGCCCGGGCUAAUGAAUUACUGGUUAAAAAUGUGGUUGAGUUAACCAAAAACCACAAAAAACUUUUAACUGAAUUACAGCAGGAAAAGUCCGCCCAUGAGGCCACUCAAACCCAGUUGACUAAUGAAUUAGAUGACACCGAAAAAUAUCUCGAUGAAUUACGCCAAAAAUAUCAAUCAUUAGCGGAAAAAUUAAAUAGUUUGGAUAAAAAAUUAACUUCCGGUUCAUACAGAAAACCACACGAGGAAGAAGAGGAAAUAGAGCCAGAAGGAGAAAUUUUUAUCCCAUCAGACUUAAAUAAGCAAUUAGAAACAAUUUUAAACGAUUAUCAACAAAUUAAACAAGAAGCGAAGUGGCUGGAAAUUCAAUUACAAGAGCAAAAGGAGGUUAAUCAACAAUUAAUUGCCGACUUAAACCAAGCAGAAGUAGACCGCGAUAGUAAUCUCGCAAAAAUUACUGAACUAGAAGAACAAAAACAGCAAUUAGAAGAGCAGGAAGCCGAAAAGGAGCAAGAAUUAAAUGAACUCCAAGCGGAAAAAAAGCAAUUAGAAACUGAAUUACAAUCGGCCACUACUGUCAAAAAUAACACUCUCCAAAGUUUACGAGACUUACAGGAAGAAAAUCAAACCCUCCAAGAGGAAUUAGCCACUACGGAACAGCAAAGAGCGAACACAGAAGCGGCUUAUGAUGUCGGCGUGGACCAAUUAGCUCAGACCCAAGAAAAAUUAGAUGACAAAACUACUGACCUCAAUAAUACUUUACGAAGUUUAAACGAAUUACAAACAGAAAAUCAAGCCUUACUGGCUCAAUUACAAACCCAGGACAAUUUGACCCAACAACUAGGGCAGGAUUUUGCCGCAAUUAGAAAUAGUUAUCAAAAUUUAGACCAGCAAAAAGAUAAUAUUAUCCAAAGUCUCCAUGAUUUACAGGGGGAAAAUCAACAAUUAGAAAAUAGUAUUGAUGACCGUCUGGCCGAACGAGACGCUUUGGCUACUGAAAAAAAUAGAGAAGCCCAAAAGGUCAAUUUAUUACAAAAGAAAUCCCUCUCCCUCCGCACCAAUCUUAACCAAACCCAAACCAAUUUAACGGACAGUCAAAAUCAGGUUCAGCGAUUAACCAACGACAAUAAUAAUUUACAGGAACAAUUGACUAUUAAAAGUAGGAAUAUUAAUUUAUUAGCCAAUAAAACUCGCCAACUGCGGAUGAGAAUUCAACAGACAACUCAGCAAUUAACCACGGCUAAUAAUACUAUCACCACCGCCCAAACGCAACUGGGAAUUGCUGAUUUAACCAAUUUACCUAAUUUGGCUGGUAAAUCCUUGACCGAGUUAAUUGAUUACUUUCAGCACCAUCGUUGUAGUGGUUGCCACCUCAGCGUUCAUGCCGAUUACGAUACUAUUAAACAAGAACGGGAUAAGUAUAAAUCAGAAUUAGAUAGUCAUGUUUGUCCUUCUUGUUCAGAAAUCUGUUGUGUCAAUGGUGAUUAUCAGCAGAUUAAGCAAGAGUUAAGUCAACAAGAAAAUAAAUGUCAAAAACAUCUGGCAGAGAAAGAGGCACAAAUAAUUACCCAAAUCAUUACCGAGUGUCAAUUAGGUUUAAGUUCUGACAGUGCCUUAGCAGCAGUUAUUAACCGCCUCAAAGAAUUGAUUAAUAAGGGUCCGGAUAGCAGUCAAGACACCCUGAUUGCUGAUUUACAGCAACAAUUAAGAGACAAAGAUAAGCCUAGUGAGGACAUUAAACAACAAUUAAAAGAACUUAGCCAAGAAUUAGGACUGAGCGACCAAGUGGUUCAAUCUUUACAAACCGCGUCCAGUUAUUCGGAGUUAGUAAGCCGACAAAAGCAGGCUUUUAGUGCCAAAUUGGGCCAGGAAAUUAAAAGCAAAGAAGUGGCUCAGCGGUGA